AUGGAGCGUGGCCUGGGAGUCUUUGUAGAUCUUAUAAUGGGCAAAGAAAAACAUCUUGACGAUCUCGAGAAGAAGCACCCUGACCUGGCGAAUAGAUUCCGUACAUUGAGAGGUCAGCUAGCUAUUCCAGCAGACCUGUGGAACUCUUCAUCAACUAGUCUUAUUCCUCAUGAGAUUUGGGUCCGAUACCGCCAAAUGGCAUAUGAUGACCUGAUCGACCUUAUUGUGAAGAUCCGUAGUGAAACGGAGUUUGAUGACUUCCUGUUUGUGCAAUUAGGAAAAGAAGUCAUGGGGUUUGGGAAAUAUGGCCCCUUUGUGCUUAACAACAUAAGUCGCUACCGUUGUGAUGCAUUUCUUAUCCAAAAGGACAGGAUUCAUGAUCAGCAACUAACCGAUCUGACAUUGGAAGACCUGCAGAAACAAGCAAAGUACCUUGAUUUGAGAGCUGAUGAUGGCAUGAAAUUCCUUCUGAACUGGGUUUGGGACACAAUCAAGGGCCCUUGUCUGCACGCUCUGGGCUCUGAAAAUUCCCCCGAAGCUGGUUCUCUGCCUCACGUCGAGUGGGUCUUUCGAGCCUGCAGGAAGUUCGAGAGAACUACAGCCUUUGAUAUUGUGGUUUAUACAUUCUGA
Messenger RNA from Fusarium redolens, 630 nucleotides. RefSeq lists its product as uncharacterized. The transcript has a single exon. NCBI's taxonomy places the organism in Eukaryota, Fungi, Ascomycota, Sordariomycetes, Hypocreales, Nectriaceae. The record is from RefSeq and is a predicted model, not a curated record. The coding region runs from base 1 to 630 and encodes 209 amino acids.